UCAUUCCUCUAUGAUGAUAAUAAAAUUAUAGAUCUAAAGCAGAAUGUACUAUCAAAAAUUGUCGAUGCAAUUUUUUAAUAACUAUUACAAGGAUUAAAAAAUUUGGGAAAUUCGAUAUUUCUUACUCUCAAUUAUUGCGUGUCCGACGAGACGACAGAUCUUCGAAACAAAAGUAGCGGGACAAGGUUUUUGGAUGUCAGGCGAAGCAUGCAUAUAUCUACUCGGGGCUGUCAUUGCGGUCAUGAGGGCGUACAGAAUGGCGGUUGACGUCGCGACGCCGCGUUGGUUUGCAGUCGUCUCGUCAGUUCGUCACGCUAUUUCUUCCAUUUCCUCGGUAGUCCCUAGCGAGCAUAAUACAACGAUGGGUCUACUUCUAUUUUUGAAUCUAUUCGAAUCCGUGAUAAUUCGAACGUUCGUCAACCGCUACGCAAACGCUAUAACUCUGCUCCUGCACCCUCGGAACAGUGCAGCUGACGUACGUCGUGCGUUUGCGAGCGGCAUAGAUCAGAUGAAAUAAUUUCUCGUUCAAAGAGAAGCGAAUUUCACGUACAGCAGUUUGCCCGCUCUGCCACUGAACGUUACUAAAAACAGAAGAAUGAAAUAAAAAAACACGAGCAACGGAGGAAAUAACAUGCAUGAAGUCGAAAAGGAGUACCGCCGUAAUUACGUCUAGAUCGUCAUCAUUAUAAAUGAGAUUGCACGUAUUCACGGUGCUGCGUAGGAACAUUAAUUGCCGGAAUUGGUGUAGCGGAAUAUGGUAUUAUAACAAGAAGAAAUAUCGUGUAGCUUCCUCCAAUAAGCAAGAAUGUUGAUCAUUAGGCGUUGAUACUAUUCAGACAGAAGUGUCCUGCCAUUGCGCUUCCAAAGCUGACCAGCUACACCUGCAAAAUGCCGCGAUAUAAACAGCGAAUUCCAAAGCUACAACAAGUGCCGGAUUAUCCACCACCUUAUUCUCAACAUGAGACCGAAAGUGUCCUGAAACCAGAAGAUGCCUCUUUCUCGCCUCCCGCACGUAAUAUAUGCUCCGUCUUCCUACGAACAGGAUUCUUUUUUCUCAUCAACGCACCGAAGCUGAAAAAUAUAAAUUUCACUCGAUUUUAUUCAUAGAACGAUAAUGUAUGAAGAGACUUAGAUUUACCAGCGGUUAAUUUUAAUUCAGCUGACGAUAUACCGGAAGUUCUGUCGACCGCGGGUGUUUCUUCUUCACGGUGUCGUUUCAGUUUCUACUGCGUUGGAACGGCCUUUGUCAUCCUGAUGGGUUUUUUCUUCGUCAGCGCUCUGUUUCCUUAUCCGAUGCAAGCGGCUUGCACCGUUACUUGGUACGUUGGAUUUACGACGAUCAUUUACCAUCGAAUAAUUUGUCAAGCCUCUCGGCCGCGAUCGAUCGUCGAAAGUAAGAGAGCAAAAUGAGCCCUGUUCAGUUUUCUGGACCACCCCAAAGUCUGAAUACUGAAUUUCUGGUGAGCUGCAGCGGCAUCUUCGAGCCAGUGUACCCCCAUAGAAACUCGAUAUCGCAGGAGUCGCGCGUUUGUUUGUCAUGGGGUUGGCUUAUGUUUGCUCUCUUGGCCUGGCUCUGGUUACAAAAAUAUACGUUUACUCGCAACUAGACACACCGCGCGGUGCUUUUUAACUUUAUGAGAAGAAUUUCAAGACCGAAAAUUCAUCUCUCGAAUCAACGCAAAAUUUAUAAUCACUGCAGCUUCUAGUCUCAUCCUCCGCAACGUCCCCACGGUCCUCUUCAACGCGUAUACGUGUGCAUGUGUAUUAUUUCUGUUCAUAAAAACACAGGAAAUUCGGCGAACCAUGUGAAUUCGUGAUGCAGAGGCUCCGGUGUCAGAUUCUCAAGUGGUCUUCGUGUCACGGUUGUGGUCCCCGGGGUACCAGGUGUUUAUAUUCGCUUAGCGAUCCAAGACCCGGUGAUAAUUCAACUAUAAAAGCCACGCACGUUACACCGAACAUCCGGUUGCUUGACGGGAUUAAAAUCACCUUCGAGAAAACUAUAAAUAACACCUGCACGGCCGUCGGAAAAUCGGAAUCCUCACAGUGGUUCGUAUUGUUUGACUACGGGUCGAACUACUGCAAUCUACACAACCUUGUAGCUGGUGCUGGAUUUGAUUUGGAUCAUGAUUUUAUUGAAUUAACUAACAACGCUAUUUGCACGCAGUACAAUAUGGCUUCCUGUUAACAAUAAAUGUCGAUUCAUAUUUUGUUUAUACUUAUCAGCAGAACAUUUUGUAUGAAAUAUAUUUUUAC
Molecule: messenger RNA, 2253 nt
Organism: Athalia rosae (coleseed sawfly)
Lineage: Eukaryota; Metazoa; Arthropoda; Insecta; Hymenoptera; Athaliidae
Exons: 3
Coding region: 1817-2185 (122 amino acids)
Source: RefSeq, a predicted model, not a curated record